Molecule: messenger RNA, 4224 nt
Organism: Neomonachus schauinslandi (Hawaiian monk seal)
Lineage: Eukaryota; Metazoa; Chordata; Mammalia; Carnivora; Phocidae
Product: ABC-type organic anion transporter ABCA8-like
Exons: 28
Coding region: 1-3480 (1159 amino acids)
Biological process (GO): transmembrane transport; lipid transport
Cellular component (GO): intracellular membrane-bounded organelle; mitochondrial inner membrane
Molecular function (GO): ABC-type transporter activity; ATP hydrolysis activity; ATP binding
Source: RefSeq, a predicted model, not a curated record
AUGGCGAUCUUCACCCUCUUUUUCCUCUAUGGAUUGUCUUUGAUAGCUUUGGCUUUUCUAAUGAGUGUCUUGGUAAAGAAAUCUUUCCUCACUGGUCUGGUCAUGUUCCUUCUCACCGUCUUUUGCGGAAGUUUGGGAUUUACAGCAUUGUACAGGCAACUUCCUACAUCCUUGGAGUGGAUUUUAAGCUUUCUUAGCCCCUUUGCCUUCAUGCUUGGAAUGGCCCAGCUUUUGCGCUCAGACUAUGAUUUGAAUUCCAAUGCAUUUCCUAAUCCAUCGGACUACUCAAAUCUGAUAAUAGCAACAAAUUUCAUGUUGGCUUUUGAUCUUUUCUUCUAUGUGGCACUGACGAUUUAUUUUGAGAAAAUUUUGCCAAAUGAAUAUGGACAUGGAUAUCCCCUCUUGUUUUUCCUGAAGUCCUCCUUUUGGUCACAGCAACAGAAAGCUGAUCAUGUGGUCCUUGAAGAUGAAAUAGAUUCCGAUCCUUCAUCUAAUGACUCCUUUGAACCAAUGCCUCAAGAAUUCCAUGGGAAAGAAGCCAUCAGAAUCAGAAAUGUUACAAAAGAAUAUAAAGGAAAGCCUGAUAAAAUAGAAGCUUUGAAAGAUCUGGUACUUGACAUAUAUGAAGGCCAAAUCACUGCAAUACUUGGUCACAGUGGAACUGGAAAAUCAACACUGUUAAACAUUCUUAGCGGGCUAUCUGUUCCCACCAAAGGUUCAGUCACCAUUUAUAACAAUAAACUUUCAGAAAUGACUGACCUAGAGAAUAUCAUCAAGCUCACUGGAAUUUGUCCACAAUCCAAUGUGCAGUUUGACUUCCUCACUGUGAAAGAAAAUCUCAGGCUCUUUGCUAAAAUAAAAGGAAUUCAGUCGCAUGAACUGGACAAAGAGAUACAAAGAGUUUUGCUGGCAUUGGAGAUGAAAAAUAUUCAAGACGUCUUGGCUCAAAACUUAAGUGGUGGACAGAAAAGAAAACUCAGCUUUGCAACUGCUAUUUUAGGGGAUCCUCAGGUUUUCCUGUUGGAUGAACCAACUGCUGGAUUGGAUCCCUUUUCAAGGCACCAGGUUUGCAACCUCCUGAAGGAGUGGAGAGCUGACCAUGUGAUCCUCUUCAGUACCCAGUUCAUGGAUGAGGCUGACAUCCUGGCUGAUAGGAAAGUGUUUCUCUCCAACAGGAGGCUGAAGUGUGCAGGUUCUUCUCUGUUCCUAAAGAAGAAAUGGGGCAUUGGAUAUCACUUAAGUUUGCAGUUGAAAGAAAUGCAUGUUCAGGAAAAUAUAACAUCACUUAUUAAACAGCACAUCCCUGAUGCCAAAUUAUCAGCAGAAAGUGAAGGAAAACUUGUCUACACAUUGCCCUUAGAAAGAACAAAUAGAUUUCCAGCACUUUAUGAGGAUUUGGAUAGAUGUCCUGGCCUGGGGAUUGAGAAUUACGGUGUUUCCAUGACAACCUUGAACGAAGUGUUCCUGAAACUGGAAGGAAAAUCAGCUAUUGAUGAAUCAGAUAUUGCCAUGUUGGGAGAAGCACCGGCAGAAAGAACUGGAGACACAGAGAGGCUUGUUGAGAUGGAACAAGUUCUCAGUUCACUCAAGGAGAUGACAAAGACAAUAGGGGGCCUGGCUCACUGGAGACAGCAACUCUGCACGAUUGCAUGGGUUCGCUUCUUGAAGUUAAAGCAUGAAAGAAAAGCUCUCUUAUCACUGCUCUUGAUUCUAGGAGUUGGAAUUUGCCCUCUUUUUUUGAAGAAUAUCAUCACUAAAAUAUAUGAAAAGAGCUACACUUGGGACGUUUCUCCUCGUUUAUACUUCCUUGCUCCAGGACAGCAACCCCGUGAUCCUCUCACUCAGUUAUUGAUCAUCAAUAAAACAGGGGCAAGCAUUGAUGAUUUUAUACGUUCUGUGGAGCAUCAGAACAUAGCUUUGGAAGUGGAUAUAUUUGGAACUAAAAAUGGCCUGGAUGACCCAUCUUAUAAUGGAGCCAUCAUAGUAUCUGGUAAUACAAAGAAUUACAGAUUUUCAUUAGCAUGCAAUACCAAAAGACUAAAUUGCUUCCCAGUUCUUAUGGAUAUUAUUAGUAAUGCGCUACUUGGAAUGAUUACACCAACAGCACAUAUCCAAACUGACAGAAGUACAUUUUUAAGGGACAGAAGGAGUAAUCCAUAUGAAUUCCAGGGAUAUUCCAUGCCCUGGUUAAUUUUGACAUCCUCAUGUACUCCUUAUAUUGCCAUGAGCAGCAUUGAUGAUUAUAAGAGCAAAGCUCAGUCCCAGCUACGGAUUUCGGGCCUCUUCCCUUCUGCCUACUGGUGUGGGCAGGCGCUGGUGGAUGUUCCAAUGUACUGCUUGAUCUUCCUUCUUAUGUAUUUGAUGGACUAUGGUUUAAAUGCCCAAGACACUCUAUUUACAGUUGUAAAUCAGAUUAUACAAAUCCUGUGUGCGGUUGGCUAUGCCGCCUCCCUUAUCUUCUUGACAUAUGUGAUUUCAUUCAUUUUUCUCAAGGGGAAAAGAAAUAGUGGCAUUUGGUCUUUUUGCUUCUGUAUGAUCACCAUCUUCUCUGUGUUUAUAUUGCUGUUUGAGCGCUAUGGACAUGUCACGCUGUACUGUGUCACCUUUUUAGUACCACAUGCCACGUUAAUUGGCUGUAUGUUCUUCUAUUUUCAGGUGUUCAUAUUUUAUUUCCAGAAUGAAGAAUCAAGAAGUAUAGAGCUAUUUCUGGUAUUCUUAAUUCCUUUCCUUCAUUUUGUCAUCUUCCUUUUUAUUCUUCAAUGUCUGGAAUGGAAGUUUGGAAAGAAACCAAUGAGGAAGGAUCCCUUCUUUAGAAUUUCUCCAAGAAGCAACGAUGUUUAUCAAAAUCCAGAAGCACCAGAAGGGGAGGAUGAAGAUGUUCAACUGGAAAGAAUGAGAACAGCAGAUGCCUUGAAUUCCACAAACUUUGAUGAGAAACCGGUCAUUAUCUCCAGCUGCCUGCGCAAAGAGUAUGCAGGGAAAAGGAAAUGCUGCUUUUCCAAGAGGAAUAAGAAAAUCGCCACAAGAAAUGUCUCUUUCUGUGUUAGAAAAGGUGAGGUUUUAGGAUUAUUAGGACACAACGGAGCUGGGAAGAGCACAUCCAUUAAGGUGGUAACUGGAGACACGAAACUGACUGCCGGACAGGUCCUACUUAAAGGGAGCAGCGGGGAGGGCUCCUUGGGCUUCCUAGGGUACUGUCCCCAGGAGAACGUGCUGUGGCCCAAUCUGACCAUGAAGGAGCACCUGGAGGUGUUUGCUGCCAUUAAAGGGCUGAGGAAAGCGGACGCAGCCAUCACCAUCUCGAGAUUGGUGGAUGCGCUCAAGCUGCAGGACCAGCUGAAGCUGCCCGUGAAGGCCUUAUCCGAGGGAAUAAAGAGGAAGGUGUGCUUCACGCUGAGCAUCCUGGGAAACCCAUCGGUGGUGCUUCUGGACGAGCCGUCCACGGGGGUGGACCCCGAGGGGCAGCAGCAGAUGUGGUGAGGGACGCUAUCCAGUCACGGACGGCCCCAAAGCCUUGCAGGAAAUUUGUGAAUUGUUUUACUUGUGUAAAAAUGGUCCCUUAAACUGUUUCUUAAUGUGGGGGGGGGGGGGGGAGGGAGAACACCUCUCAAUAUCAUUAGUAACACCAAUAUUUUGCGAAACAAACACCAACCCUCUCCCUGAUAAUAUUUCAUCAUUGAAGAAAAAAUAAGCAUUGGCAGGACCCGGACACACUCACUGUAAGUAGUACCAUUGGCCCAGUGAUCUUUUAGGUAGGGGUGGUGCAUCCCUGGGCCACGGGGACCGUGGCCAGUGCUGGGGGAGGGGGGAGUGGUAAUUCCCAUUAGGUUGUAAAGGUGGGGGCGGGUUCUGGAUGUUAUCUUGAAUAUUUAUUCUGCAUUUAUUUUCUCCUACUAGGUUGUGACCCCCCCUGUUGUUGAAUUCUGUCUCUCUGGCACAGCCCUUUCAUGAACAGUCUCUUGCUCAGCAUUUCUCUCUCAACACAAGCUCGGGAUAAACUCUGUGUUCCCGGACAGCUCCUCUUCUAGUGCCUGCCUCCGCCUCACGCCCUCACCUGGCUCGCCCUUCCUCCUCCCACCUGCCCUCUCAAGGGUCCUCCCUUGCUUGAGCUCCUUUUGCUAAUUACUCACAGGCAUGCCGGUUAAAAAUUCUUUUCCCCGCCCAUCUAUGAUUAAUUCGAAAUCUUUCUUCACUGCAAAUGGUCUUUUGACGAUUUAGGCAGGU